Molecule: messenger RNA, 342 nt
Organism: Pseudovirgaria hyperparasitica
Lineage: Eukaryota; Fungi; Ascomycota; Dothideomycetes; Acrospermales; Acrospermaceae
Exons: 6
Coding region: 1-342 (113 amino acids)
Source: RefSeq, a predicted model, not a curated record
AUGGAAGACGACGUAGCUAUAUCGAAUACAGGCGCGGUUAUGACUACCGACAUAGAUAAUCUACCUAUAAAUAUCGUCGUGCCUAGCGAAGCUUAUCUACGCUUACCGCUAGAAUAUACGGAGAAAGAGAACGUGGAAGAUACUAAAAUGGAAGACGACGCAGCUAAUACUAAUAUUAGAGUAGUAUCGAAGAUAGAUACUAACAUUAGAGUAGUAUCGAAGAUAGUCCUAGAUACUAAUAUUAGAGUAGUGUCGAAGAUAGAUGCGCCUAUGAUUACCGAUAUAGACAAUUCCCCUACGAAUGCCGUUGUGCCUCUAGAUACCGGCGAGACUUAUCUAUAG